Messenger RNA from Stylonychia lemnae, 939 nucleotides. NCBI's taxonomy places the organism in Eukaryota, Ciliophora, Spirotrichea, Sporadotrichida, Oxytrichidae. The record is from the annotation of a GenBank genome assembly.
AUGGCAAUAUUUGAGCAAGAGGAAAAAAAAUAAAGCGAUGAAGUUUAGAUAAACACUUUUAUAAAGGUACCUGAGGAUAAUGAAAGAAGUAUAUUAUCAGCUGAUCCACAAAUUUAGAGAGGUGGAUUAAGAAAAUUAAGUAAAGAACUUCAAGCUAUGUUCAAGUAAUGCGUUGAUGAUAAGAGGAGAAUAAAGCUAGAAAAUGAAAAAAAAUAGACGGUACUCUUCGUUAAUAGCCGAGAUGGAAAUAUUUUCUUUGGCUAAAACGAUUCGAAUUUAUGGUCGUAUAAUGUUAAUGACUUUGAAGAGAUAAGUUAAAUGUAAAUUCCAGCUGAAGCUAUGUCAAUCCUUUCAUUUGGUGGUUUUAUCUAUUUGGGAUUAAAUAAUGAUUCGGUUUGCAUUUAUGAUAUAGAAGAGAUGUACGAUUUUGUUAAAGAUGUUAAAACAUCCAGUGUUCCUCUUAAAAUAAUUCCAUACAUCCAUCAACAUUAAAAUCGAAGUAAUGAAAGCAAGUAUAUUGUCUUUUUAGAAAAAGAUGGAUUUAUUGAAUUCUUUAGCAUUGAAAAAAUGGAGAUAAUCUUCAGAUUUUAGCACUCAUGCAAAUUCAGUAUUUAGGAUGCUAUUCAGGUGAUUAAUAAGAAUGAAAUAUGUAUAGGAUUCGCACAGCUAAUUGAUAAUGCUUAUAAAGAUGGAAAAUUAUCAUUCAUUGAAAUCAUCUUUAAUGAUUAAAAGGCUGAGGAGGAGAUUAGUAUAGAAGAGAUAGAAGAAGUGGAAUAAUUUAAUAAAAAAUCAGUGUUUUGCAUUUAAUAGAUCUCUCUUAACUGCUUUGUAGUCUGCGUUGUCGAUAAAAGUAUGAAAGUUUUCAAUAGACUGAAACCAAAGAUUAUACAAGACAUACAUAAUCCCUCCUAGAGUAUUUUUACAUAUUUAACUUUAUGA